Molecule: messenger RNA, 1374 nt
Organism: Penicillium macrosclerotiorum
Lineage: Eukaryota; Fungi; Ascomycota; Eurotiomycetes; Eurotiales; Aspergillaceae
Product: Zn(II)2Cys6 transcription factor
Exons: 4
Coding region: 1-1374 (457 amino acids)
Biological process (GO): regulation of DNA-templated transcription
Molecular function (GO): zinc ion binding; DNA-binding transcription factor activity, RNA polymerase II-specific
Source: RefSeq, a predicted model, not a curated record
AUGAGCAAGACUCUUCGCCGAUCCUGUAGUGCCUGUGCCAAUUUCAAACACAGUUGCGACCGACGUACACCAAGUUGCUCUCGCUGCAUCAAGCGCCGGGUCCUGUGUGUCUAUGCGAACGAACCCUGGACAAUCCCGCCGGGACCAGCUGGGCGAGAGCAUGGCACAUCGAUUGCCACGGCCAAGAAAGCCGUCAUUUUGACUAGUUCCAGAUUUGGCUCUCUUGACCCAUUUGAGUCAUAUCCUUCGACAAGGCUUCCUCGAGAACGAGUCCAACGACUCAUUCAUAACUUUCUUCAUAAAAUUGCCUUUCAGUACUAUCCACUGGAUCUAAAUGCUACUUCCAACCCUUUUCUUAUCUCCUGGUGGCCCCUUGCUCUUGGUGACCCGGCACUAUUUCAUGUCUCGUUGCAAACUGCGAGCCUCGAUGAGGAACUAUUGGCACAGAAGGGGUUUCAAAUGUCAGAAUUACUUAUGGCUGACUCUGUGGCUCUACUCCGACGGAAAAUCGAAGAACCCUCAUUGGCUGUACAGGAUGGUACCAUGAACUCUGUUAUUACCUUGGCAACUAUUGAAUUCGGCAAAGGAAACAUGGAAACUAGCCAGAUGCAUGUUGAAGGCGUAAAACAACUUGUCAAAAUGAGAGGUGGAAUCAAUGCAGUUAGACAAACGAGUCCUCUGACUGCGAGAAUGGUUAGCUGGGUCACAAUGCUUAUCAUGGGUCAUCCUCAAUUCAAUACGCAAAAUGAUCUCGGCUUUGGAGACGGCAUUCCUCCCAUCCCAGAAUGGCAGAUAGAUCCUGCCAGUCUGUCCAGCCCCCUCUCUACGCUCACCGAAGCGGAUAUGGACUCGGAAGUCAAGAAUGUGUUUGAUCGACUUCGCAGAAUCUUUGCAUUGGCCCAGGAUACCCCCUUCCAGUCGACACAGCUUCACGACCUGGCUUGUUUCGUGAUUCACCGGCUUCUGCCAUCGCUUUCAGAUGCAAGCGAAAAAUGCUCGCAUGUUUCUGAAUCAGUUCGGUACGCGAUUAUACUUUACAUGUUUCUUCUCCAGGGUCCAACAUAUUACUCGCACGCCACUAUCUUGAAUUCCAUUGCGACACAGCUGCUGAAGCAUCUCAAACAUUUUCGGCCAAGACCGUCGAUUGACGCCUCCCUCAAUAUCUGGCUACUUUCAAUUGGAAUGGUUGCUUCAUUUGGCACUGAUCAUUAUCAUUCUUUUCUAGAAAAGGCUCGUGAAAAUGGUAAAGUAUUGAACCUGGCAAGUUAUCAUGAUUCUCUAGUCCACCUAAAGAAUAUCCUGUGGUUGGAUGCGCCUCAUAUUACGACAAUGUUUCGACCUCAUUGGGACAUUAUUACCGAUGCUCCAGACUGA